CAGAUGCGAGAGUUUGUCUGCAGGAGCACAUUCUCAAUCAGCUUGGGCAAAAGUUCCACUCGCCAUCCAAAGAGUAAGAAAACUAUGCUUUAAAAGUGCAUAUGAAACGAAAAGUUUUAUUGUCUUACUUAGAAAACUAUAACAAGUACGAUCGUACUACCGGGCCAGGUACUGGCCCGGUUGAUAUGUCGCGUCGUGCAAGUUAUCACUUCGUUGAUUCAUCCAUCCAUCGGGUAGAACCGACUUCUACUCACUCGCGAAGCGAAAUUUUUUUCGCGAAGCCCAAUUUAUCUUUCCUGCGCAUGCACAUGAUUUCAUUUCGUGCGAAAUAUUUCGCAUUUCGCCGAGAGAAAAAUCUCGUGGAAUCACGCCUUUACAUUGGCAGCGUUCGCUUAAAUAUUUUGCUUUAUACCUGCAAAUCGCAUUACUUUGAUGUAAUUAAUGUAUUUCUUCGCGUAGUAUUAUGUGCAAACAAUUAAUGCUUUUAAAUAUUUGUUCAGUGAAAAUGCUUAAGUGCGCAAAGAAUUCAUUCUUGGCCAUGCACAUAUAUUAGGGUGGUUCAAUACAGCUUUAAAAAAAUGGAAAAUUCACGAAUUAGAUGCGUAUUUUAGGACAAUUAUUACUUGUUGAUAAACAAAAGUACCUUACUUGUAUAAAACAACAUCUAAAGAAUUCGAAUUUUUGCACAAAAGUUACGCAACUGCCGUUGCUAUGGCAACAAUGACGUGUCAAAAUGGCGGAUAUUUUGGCUUUAAAGUAAUUUAACUCGUAAACGACAUCAGUGACCCCCCAAUUUCAUUUAAAAAAUAUGAUUUUUCUUAGUAUAUUGAAUCACGUUGACAAUUUAAAAAAAUUCUGUUGAUCCGAAACUUUUAAAAUUCCGUAAAAAUGAUUAUUCAUAAUAAUUUUUUUGGCUCGAUAGAAUGUUAUCGAGAUAUAUUAUUUUGUUUGCUAUACGUAUCAUCCUUGCUACGUAUGAACAAUUGGUUUUCAUAUUCGGAAAGAUCAGGAAUUCAGCUAUUGAAUGACAUGCUUUUCAUACCAAGUGGAGAAAAAAUUAGCAUGUACGAGGCCGAUUAAAAUGUCAGUCGAAAUUGCAUAUUUUCAUGCACCUCCGUGUCUAAUUAAAACAAUGCAUAACAAAAGAAAAAGCAUGCAAUUCAUCACGAACGUGUCAUGACUUAUCUAAGAUUUAUUCCUACUUAAUAAUAAUUAUGAAUAUGUGCGUCGUUUAUUGAAGUGAAAUUCAUCAACUUAAGUACCAAAGUGGGUUCAUUUUCAAUGGUUUUAGACCCAACUCUCAACGGUGAAAAUAUGCGAUUCUGACUAACAUUUUCUAUCGGAUUCGUUAUAUUCGCUCAUUUUUUAUCCAAUUUGGCACGACGAAGAUAUCAUUCAACAGCUAAAACAUGAUCUUUCCGUAUGUGAAAAAAUCUCGUUCAUUCGCAUAGGAAUUCAGAUACAACAGCGCGCUGAAGUUCGAUUAUGUUUUUUUUAAUACACUUUGUAUAGUUUUUAUAGUUCUUUUAAAUAAGACAGUUCAAUUGUUUCAUAUGCACUUUAAUCCCUUCAUGUUUAUAUUUCUUUUUGUUCAAUGUUUUGUUAGUUAAUUAGCAAUUGUAUUCUUCUUAUCAUAAUUUCACAUUCAAACUCACCAAACCACAUCAUUCGUUUUCUCAGAUUCCACAUGUUCACCUAGCAAGAGAUUCGGUUCGAAAAUAAACCAGAACAUGGUUGAAAAGAAUACAAGACAACAGGUAGAGAGAAGUAAAUUUGAAAGUGCUGGGUAUAGUGGACAUAACAACCUGAAUGUGUCUAUCGCUGAGAAAGCAAAAGAAGAUGAUCUACACGUUACGUCUCCUGUCCAAGGUUAGUCUUGUUGCAAACGUUUUGCUGACAGAAAGAUGCAUGUUUAUAAUUCCUUGUGGACCUGCUCACAUGCGGUAACGUUAUUUAUAGUGGUUAACUAAAUCAAUUUCCGCUGGUUUGGCAAAAAUACCAAACUACCUUAUUAUAGGAAAUUAACGAUGCACUUUAUUAACGCGACAUAAAUUAACGUUUCAUCUAAUUAACGCGAAUUGCUUUCAGGUACUUCUAAAACUGAUUAAUCUGACAGUUUAUGGUUAACAAGUUAAUUUAACUAACACGAGUCGAAGAAUAUAAAUUCAACAGCAAAAGUUUAAUAUUAUAUACUACCAAUUAAAACAGUACGCGAGUAGAUAUAUCAAAACUUUAACGUUGAAAGUUACGCCAAUGUAUAUAAAUAUGUAGUUUUUGUUUUGAGGUUUAAUAUGAGUAAAAAGAGUUUGUGUUAUAUAAAACAAAUCACGGUUUUUUUAGUUAACGAUAACUAAAAUUUGCAUGCUUGAAAUUAACGACAACAUAAAUUAACAUUAAUUAAAUUAAUGCAAAUUUUUAAUUAAAAUCCGCGUUAAUAAAGUGCAUCAUUAAUUUCCUAUAAUAAGGUAUGUUGCGUCAGUGUUAAUGUACAAGAUAACAGGGCUAUUUGGCCAAAACCUGUGAUGUUACGUGAAGUAAAACUGCAGUCUUUUUUCUGACAUGCGGCUGUGCAGGAAUCGAACUCCGAUUAAUUGAUUCCACGAGAGUCAUUGAGUAUAAUCGGCUUAAUCUAAAGGCGGGUUAAUUAUAUUUAAUAAUUAACUCAUAUCUUCUACAUUUAAAUAUCUUCGAAUUCAUUCUGUGAUUAACACCAUAAAAUAUAAAGUAUAAACACUUCCUUUAGUGUGCGAAUUUGGUUGAGUGCACACGAAACUGUAGCUAGAAAUCUAGUCGGACAAUGUAAUCCAUUGUAAAUAUGUAGUUUUCAUUGCCUGAGCCUGCAAAUUUGGGAAGUGUUCGGUGAUGAACAAAAUAAGUAUUAUCCUCGUAAAUUUCCUUCUAUAUAGGAAACAAAGAAAGGAACAACCACAGUUCAUCAAACUGGUUGGCACAAAGAGAAAUUACGUUUGGCCGAGACAACAACGCAAGCUUCCAUAAUCGUAAUGGAGAGUCACUCGUGUGACAUUCACGUUAAUAAUUGUAGUCAUUUUAAUGCGCUAUUAUUAGUGUUACCUACAAUGUCGUGCAAAAAUUAUUGAGAGAACAAAGUUGUUGCCCCUCCCCCCUCCCUCCCCCCACCAUAAGCAAUGUUGGACAAACGAUACAAAGGUAUAUUGUCAGGUCAUAUUUUUUUUUCAAUAUUGUAUAUAGGGGGAGGGAGAGAAGUAGUCACGGAAAUAGAAUGAAUGG
Messenger RNA from Paramuricea clavata, 3249 nucleotides. Lineage: Eukaryota; Metazoa; Cnidaria; Anthozoa; Malacalcyonacea; Plexauridae. The record is from the annotation of a GenBank genome assembly.